Messenger RNA from Hirundo rustica (Barn swallow), 1698 nucleotides. RefSeq names its product eukaryotic translation initiation factor 2B subunit delta (gene EIF2B4). The transcript has 13 exons. Lineage: Eukaryota; Metazoa; Chordata; Aves; Passeriformes; Hirundinidae. The coding region runs from base 85 to 1656 and encodes 523 amino acids. The record is from RefSeq and is a predicted model, not a curated record.
GUCACGCAGAGCGGUCUGCAUGUCACGCGGCUCAGGCGGAGCCGCCUGGCCGGCAGGGGGCGCUGGAGGCGGCGCACCGGCGCCAUGGCGGAGCGAGACGGUAGGAACGCCGAGGGAGCUGCGCCAGUGCCGGCGGGACCGCAGGCCUCGGAGCUCUCCCGGGAGGAGAAGCUGCAGCUGCGGAAGGAGAAGAAGCAGCAGAAGAAGAAGAAGAGGAGCGAGAAGGGGUCGUCGGCAGAGCCCGCGGAGCUGGGCGCGCCCCCGGAACCGGGGCAGCCGCGGGCAGCAACUGCUCAGCCCCCAUCGCCCCCCACCUCGGCUGAUGGCCCCGGGGACGGAGAGAAACCCACGGGGGGCAAGAGCAAAGCGGAGCUGCGAGCAGAGCGCCGGGCUAAGCAAGAGGCUGAGCGGGCCCAGAAGCAGGCCAGGAAGGCAGAGCUGAGCCAGGCAGCCACGACGGCCAAGCCCAGGCAGAGCCCCACGGAGCCCCAGUCCAUGGUAAAGCGGCUGCCAGAGCAUGUGCAAGUGGAUGACCCCAGUGCCCAGAGGAAAUUGGCCAAGAAGCUGGAGCGGCAGCAGGUACCUCUGAGGCAGGACUAUGGCACCAAGGUCAACCUGUUCUCCCACCUCCACCAGUACAGCCGGAAGAAGCCACUGACACAGCAGAUGAGCAUCCCCUCCACAGUGAUCCACCCAGCAGUGGUGCGCCUCGGCCUCCAGUACUCCCAGGGCAUCAUUAACGGCUCCAAUGCCCGCUGCAUCGCGCUGCUUGAGGUCUUCAAACAGCUGAUCCGGGAUUACUCCACUCCCCCCAAUGAGGAGCUGUCACGGGACUUGGUGGCCAAGCUGAAGCCACAUAUCAGUUUCCUGAACCAGUGCCGGCCACUUUCAGCCAGCAUGGGCAAUGCCAUCAAGUUCCUCAAGAAGGAGAUCUCAUGCUUGCCUGACACCCUCAGAGAGGAUGAGGCAAAGGAGAAGCUCCAGGACAUGAUUGACAAAUACCUGCGAGAGAAGAUUGUCCUGGCAGCUGAGGCCAUCUCAAGGUCUGCCUUUGAGAAGAUCAAUGACCAUGAUGUGAUACUGGUGUAUGGAUGCUCCUCCCUGGUGAACCGGACGCUGUGCGACGCCCAUGCGAAGAAGGGCGGCGCGUUCCGCGUGAUCGUGGUGGACAGCCGGCCGCGCCUGGAGGGGCGGGAGACGCUGCGCCGCCUGGUACGCAAGGGCAUCCACUGCACCUACGUCAUGAUCAAUGCCAUCUCCUACGUGUUGCCUGAGGUGUCCAAAGUACUGCUGGGGGCCCAUGCCCUCCUGGCCAACGGCUCUGUCAUGUCCCGGGUGGGGACCUCUCAGAUCGCGCUGGUCUCCAAGGCCUACAACGUGCCUGUCCUGGUCUGCUGUGAGACCUACAAGUUCUGCGAGCGGGUGCAGACAGAUUCUUUUGUCUCCAACGAGCUGGAUGACCCUGAUGACCUGAUUGUGCUCCGGAAGGGCCAGGCCCAGCUUGGGGGCUGGGCAGAGAACAAGUCCCUACGCCUUCUUAACCUGGUCUAUGAUGUGACACCCCCAGACCUGGUGGAUUUGGUAAUCACAGACUUGGGCAUGAUUCCCUGCACCUCAGUGCCUGUGGUCCUGCGCGUUAAGAAUGUGGAUCAGUAGUCGGGGCAGCUGCAUGGACACUAAUAAACCAGGCCUCCAGUA